Messenger RNA from Wasmannia auropunctata (little fire ant), 4786 nucleotides. RefSeq names its product fibrillin-1-like. The coding region runs from base 100 to 4659 and encodes 1519 amino acids. NCBI's taxonomy places the organism in Eukaryota, Metazoa, Arthropoda, Insecta, Hymenoptera, Formicidae. The record is from RefSeq and is a predicted model, not a curated record. The transcript has 15 exons.
UAAUCUGCGACGCAAUAUAUGUUGCACGGUCAUUCUCGUGCUAAUCGGUCAUUCUCGUUAGUAGAUUUUUCUUUAUAAGUUUAAACAUAUUCGGCAAUUAUGAAAAAUUUGUACGUUAUAUUUAUUCUUACCGUUCUAUCAGACGAAUUGGUUACUAGGCUCGUGGCAGGGGAAGAUUUUCCGCAAUUUGCAGGGCAACAGUUUAUGGAAAAUUUUUGUAGUAAAUCCGUUAGUUAUAUGGAAACCUAUGCAGAGCCAUAUUUCGAAACAUAUAGGGAAAAAACAUGGGGUAUUUUUUAUAGAACACGUAUUCGGUGGAAUUAUAGAACAGAGACUCGCCUAGCAUGGCGCAAAGAAUACGAGUGUUGUGACGGAUAUAAGAAAGUUUGGGCUCUAGAACUGGGAACGGGGAGAUUAUCACGUCAUCAAAAAUGUGAACCGAUAUGCCCUAAUUGCAACAAUGGUUCUUGUCUACGGCCAAACAUAUGCAUCUGCGAUUACGGAUACCGUUCACAGAGAACUAUAAAUUCGUUCGUCGGCUGUUUUCCCGUGUGCACUCAUCCUUGUGUAAACGGCAAAUGUGCCUCACCCGACGUUUGCGAGUGCGAUCCUGGAUACAAAUUGAACAACGAUAAUUACACCUGCGAACCUGUCUGCACUGUAACAUGCUCUGCAAAAGCAUACUGCUAUAAACCCGAUCAAUGUCGCUGUAUGGAAGGAUACAAAAGUGAUGUCUUAACUAACACAUGCGAGCCUAUUUGUGAAAGAGAGUGUGUUCACGGCAAGUGCACAGCCCCCGAUACGUGCACUUGCGACGACGGUUACGAGCCUGAUCCGUACAACUUUUUCGUCUGCAAGCCCACGUGCGAGAACGGUUGUCUCUACGGCAUGUGCACCGUGCCUAAUGUGUGCAUCUGCGACGAGGGCUACACGUUCAAGACGAGCGGUUGCGAACCAGUCUGCAGCGAAGCUUGCGUUAUGGGCACUUGCGUGGCUCCCGAAAGCUGCAGCUGCUCCGAGGGGUACGGGCUGCUCGAGAAUUCAAAGUACGUCUGCGAACCGGUCUGCGAGAAGGCUUGCCUCAAUGGGCGAUGCACCGCGCCCGGCGUAUGCAGGUGCAACGAAGGAUUCCGAUUUAGUGGCGACGAGACGGAGAAGCACAUUUGCAAGCCCUAUUGCAAAAUUCCUUGCGAGCCAUACGGCGUGUGUACCGCGCCGGAUGUCUGCGCCUGCUUCGAAGGAUAUCGUCAGGUUGAUCAGGCGGAAGCCGAAAGAACAAAUGUCACCGUCAGGUCGAAUUGCGAGCCGAUCUGCGAUCCCGAAUGCACAAAUGGAUUCUGCCACGCUCCGGGAGAGUGCUAUUGCUAUGCCGGCUAUCACAUACAUUAUUUAAAUCCGGAUGUAAUGCAGUGCGAGCCCUCAUGUAGCCAGAAUUGCGUCAACAGCUUCUGCAGCGCACCAGAAACUUGCCAGUGCAACGAGGGCUAUCGUCCGUCCAAUUCUUGGAACGUAUGCGAGCCCGUCUGCAAGACUGAUUGCAUCAAUGGAUACUGCACCGCGCCAAACGAAUGCACUUGCAACCCCGGCUACCAACCUACCGAGGGCAAUCGUACGAGCCUCUGCGAGCCUGUUUGCAAUCCGAGUUGCAGGAACGGUAUCUGCACGCAGCCCGACGUGUGCAGCUGCAAUCCGGGCUACCGUCCGUCGAAUAAGACGAACGCGUGCGAUCCUAUCUGUCACCCAGCCUGCGAGACAAACGGGAUCUGCAAGGGGCCGGAUCUCUGCGUCUGCAAGGACGGUUAUCGCAUGGUUUAUUACGACGGGAAAGACGUUCCGUUCGGUUGCGAGCCGAUUUGCGAUGUCGAAUGCGGCAAUGGCACGUGCACGGCGCCGGAUCACUGCGUGUGUUUCGACGGCUAUCGAAACGCGAAAACUGGCGGAUGCGAGCCCGUCUGCUCGACCUGCGGCAACGGCACGUGCGUCGCGCCCGAGGUCUGCGAAUGCGACGACGGAUUCGUCCUCGCGGACCUCGGAUUUGAAGCACAGGACUCUCGAGCCUCGGAUGUCCUUGAAAACAGAACGGGAAACGGAAGCAGAUGCGUGCCAUAUUGCGAGAAAUGCGAUAACGGCGAGUGCUUGGCACCAGGAGUGUGCCAAUGUUAUACUGGUUUCGUGAUGGAAGGCACAUGCGUGCACGCGUGCCAGGGGGGCUGCGGUACUCACGGCGAAUGCGUCAGCGAACGCAGGACUUGCAAAUGCGAUUACGGAUGGACCGGAUUGCAUUGCGAUCAACCAACGUUAUGCGUUUUGACCUUGAGCAACGAAGAAAAUCGGACCGAACAAUUGACAACUAUCGAAAAACGGAAUGUUACGAUUGAUCGUGUACUUAUAAAUAACCCAGCUUGUUCCGAGUGUGUUGGUAAAGUAAACAAUGAAACUUUGUGCUUUAAGAUGUACGUCAAUGAUACAAAAGAUGAGACGAAAAUUGGUUGCUUAAUGAAUGAAGAAUGCCUCCCAUUGAGCAGUUAUUAUAAGAAUCGAGGAGCAAUAAUUACGCUAACAAGUGUAAUCAUAGGUGGAAUAUUACUUGUAACAGCAAUAACGAUAUACGCAACAUUACGAAAACGUCGAAAUAGACAGGUGGAUCUAGGCGAUGUUCAUAUAAUUCGCAGCAGGCACAGUACAUCCACGCAAGGACUAAUCGAAUGCCAGCAGAAAAUACCAGAAUACGAUCCUUAUAUAGAAACAUUUAGAACAUCAGAUCCGUUUGGGUUCUAUAAUAUCAGGACUCGAACCAAUUACAGGAGAUUGUUCCACGACCAGAUAAGAUGCUGCGAAGGCUACGUUCUAUCCGGAGCUAUGUGCACGCCGCGUUGCCCGGAAUCGUGCAAGAAGGGUACCUGCAAGGAACCGGACGUGUGCACUUGCAACGAAGGGUACCGCAUGUCAAACGACGGAAAGUGCGCGCCGGAGUGCACGAACGGCUGCGUCAACGGCACCUGCGUCGAUGCCGAGGUUUGCAGUUGCAACAAGGGUUACUCGCUGGACUCGGACGGAUUCACAUGCCGGCCCGUGUGCGACGAGAGUUGCGAGUGGAAUAACGGAUCCUAUUGCUCCCAGCCGAACGUGUGCACGUGCCGUCUCGGUUACAGGAAAAUUGACGAUGACUACCAACUCAUUUGCAAACCCGUUUGCGAUCACGAGUGCACCAACGGCCAUUGCACGUUACCCAAUGUUUGCACGUGCAACCCGGCGGCGAAUGCGAGUGUCUGCGAGCCGAUAUGCAGCGAGCCCUGCGAGAUGGGCACGUGCGUGGCACCGGAGAGUUGCAGCUGCACGGAGGGCUACGGACUACGUUACGGCAGUUCCAAAUACAAAUGCGAACCUAUCUGCGAAAACGACUGCAGCAACGGCCAAUGCAUCAAGCCUGGAUUUUGCGUUUGUAAUAAGGGAUACGUUCUGUCGAAUGGAACGUGCAAGCCACACUGUCCGAUACCUUGCGAAGAAAAUGCAGAAUGCAUAGGGGAUGGUAGAUGCACUUGCAUGAAAGGAUAUCACUUAAUACUCCCACAUUUAAUGACAGACAAUAUAUAUUUUAGUGACAUUCUCAUAAAAGUGCCGCGGGUGAGCCCUGUCUGCCAACCGGUUUGCAAUUUCAUGUGCAUCAAUGGUAGAUGUACCGAGCUAAACGUAUGCACCUGCAAUCCCGGUCACUAUCCGUCGUGGAUCUAUCAUCCCAGUCGAAGCAACAGCAUGAUGCGCUUCUGCCUCAAAGUCCACGGACCUCCCUGCGACGAGCAUUCGUGCGGGGAUAACGGAACAUGCGACGUGUCCGGCGUUUGCGUUUGCAACGAGGGUUACGCGAAGGACACGAACAAUGAUUGCGUGCCCUUCUGCGACCCAGCGUGCUCCAACGGCACGUGCACGGCACCGAAUCGCUGCGAGUGCCACGACGGCUUCGCGUCGCGGAACGAGAGCUUCUGCGAGCCGGUUUGCGAGAAGGGCUGCCAGAACGGCGACUGCAUCGGCCCGGAUCAUUGCAUCUGUCACGACGGUUUCGUACCGGAUAUCGUCAAUCACUCAGGAUGCAUCCCCGAGUGUACUCGCAACUGCAGCGGACACGGCGAGUGUGUCAUUGGCCGCGACAAUUUAUAUAACGCAUGCGAGUGUCAGUUUGGAUGGACGGGACAGGACUGCGAUGAACCGAUCAUGUGCCUCAUCAUGAUGGCCUACGAUCAUUACGACGUCAACAGAAUCACUAUUCGUAAUAAUACAAAUAGUACAAUCUUACAAGCCGUCCCCAGCGUACCGUAUUGUGACUGCGACUAUUCCCUUGAUAACGAAACACUAUGCAUCAUGAUGCAUUCUGUUAAUGGCAAUACAACUGAUAUCGGCUGCUUGCUUAAUACAGAUUUGCCAUGUCGUGUAGUUAAUGGCAAUCAGCGUUACAUCUCAACUAAUGUUAACAAAAUAGUUUGGCCUUUCGUGACUAUCGCUAUAUUGCUGGCCACAGGUCUAGGAGCGAUAGCGUAUAUAAACUAUAUAAAGUCUCGCAAACGUCAACAAAAGAAAUUAGAUAUAGGUCCGUCAACAAGUACAUUUGCGCGAGAAUCUUUCGCCACCGAGUCUUUGUUGCCUGACAAUGAGAUUCAACUUUGAAAAAAACUGUCACGAAGAAUGAACUGGAAUAGUAGAUAUUGAUGAUAAAUAGUACAAUUUGUAGUAGUAAUGAUAAAUUAGAUAAUAUUUUAUUGUUGAGAAAAAAAUAAAUAAUGUUCAUUUAGAC